AUGAAUAGCGUAUUAUGUGAUGAAGUUCAACCUGGCAGCGUGUUGUUACCAGCUACUCGGAGGGGUAGAUACUUGGCUAAUAUUGUCAGAAGACAGGCUGUCGAUGGAACUGGAAUAAAAUUUAAUAAAGAUGCUGAUAGGAUGAAUGCAGAAGCCAGAAAAAAAGUUGAUGUACUCUCGGAAGAACUUCUUCCGUAUAUAAUAGCAGAACAAGAAAGACGUACGACGCUAUACAAAAGAAUAAUGACAGCUAUUCAAAAUGGAGAGAAAGGGGUCACUAUCGCAGAGAUAAGGAACAAGCCUCCGCUAAUUAUAAGAAAAGGAAUGCUCUACCGUUGCCCUUCGAACCGAGCGCCUAAGGAACCAGACGGUUCCGGUGUUUUGAUGUGUGAAGAAGAUGUAGAACCUACUCAAAUCAUGUACGAUUCCUGUCUAAGUGCUGAAGAUAAAGAAUUAUAUGUCGCUGAAAAUAAAUACUUCUUCUGUAAUAGACAUAAAAUAGAAGGUCCUGACCUACCUCGUAAUGGGUCUACUGUGAUUGGUUGUGCGCCCAUUGAGAGGACAUCACUAAACUACACUACCAGCAAAUGCGCUUUGGAAGAUACAGACGAUGUCGUAGUUCAUUAUCGAUACUAUCCCGAUAGAACUUACAAAUUUGUAACAGAACUCGAUCCAGACAAAGAAGUGUGUGAUCACUGGAAUCCAUGUCAAAUUGGAUAUAUCUAUAGUUUGCCCUCACCAGAUCAAGCUUUGCUUGCUAAUGAAUUGUGGCGUAAG
Molecule: messenger RNA, 777 nt
Organism: Brenthis ino (lesser marbled fritillary)
Lineage: Eukaryota; Metazoa; Arthropoda; Insecta; Lepidoptera; Nymphalidae
Source: the annotation of a GenBank genome assembly